Lymnaea stagnalis (great pond snail) is the source of this 11721-nucleotide messenger RNA. Lineage: Eukaryota; Metazoa; Mollusca; Gastropoda; Lymnaeidae. The record is from the annotation of a GenBank genome assembly.
AUGGUUCAAGGCCAGCCAAUGGGGCGAUGUAAACAAUAUCCGAAGCGUAACGGACGUGGAGUAUAAAUUGUGAUGCAAGUGCAUAAUUCAGUCUCUCCAACCUAGAAAUAUAUCUUGUCUGCUAACCUAAUAGCAUUAGAAAUAAAAAAUGAGUGACACUAGUAUUAGAGAUGAAGCUAAAGGAAAAUUUGUUAUCAAUUUUUCAGCUGGACCAGCUAAGCUGCCUGCAUCAGUAAGUUUUAAAUAAUAUAAAUUAAAUGAUAAAUGGUAUUGGAUUGGCAUUAGUUUUUUUUCUUUUUAUUAGUAUUAAAUUUAAAUAGGACUAAAAUAAAAUGACUAGUCUAAUGCACACACUUCACUAGUAACUAAUAGCCAACAGUAACCCACUAGAACACUACUGGUCAGGGCUCACUGGCUACAGUCCAUAGUUUAGGCUACACACGCCACGCGACAUUAGACCUUCUCAGCCUUAUUGACUGACCUGACUGGUAUCGACGUAGAUACUGCUACUACUACUCUACUAGUUCAGCAGGCUGAUGCAAUUGGAAUUUUUCUCUUUGAAGUACGAUGUUCUGGUUGCGGUUUUCCAAAUAUUUAUAUUUAUAGUCAUUUUAAAAUUUGUUGAAGAUGAGUGGAUCAUGAAUUUGACUUUGACCUCAGUGAACUUAGUCAGCUUGAUAUUUUAAGGGUCCAUCAUUCCCUAGCCUUAUUUAAACUUAUUAUUAUUAUUAUGAUGACUUAUGAGGUGUGAACAUGUGCUGUAAUAAUUUCAUUUAUCAUUACAUAGAUAGUUUAUGUGCUUUGUUGAUAAGUCUAAGAAUGGUUUCAACCCAAAACAACUUAGUCUGUAUUCUUAAAUAAUGGCAGAUCUUUGAACUUUAAUGAAACCAUUGACUAUUGACCCAAUGAGAUUCGCCACCCUCAGAAGAUUGUAUUGUGUUAAACACGAUAAUAGUGAGGAGUAGUCCUACAGCAUACCCCCCUUCUCUCUCUGUCCUGAUCCCCAGUCAGAUAGGCCUACUCUUAAGCAAACCAUGUACAUCAGGUUCAGAGCUGUGAACAAUUUCUGUAGUAUUUACUUAGUUGAUACUAAUACUAAUAGGCCUAUAUAUAUAUAUAGGCCUAUAUAAAUAUAACUGGCAUAAGUUUGUGAUGGACCAAUGAAACUUAAAUAAUUGUAAAUUUUAGUUCCCCCACCUGGACCUCAAUCCAAAAAUAAUAAAAUAAAUGUGGUCACAUGUUUUGUAACUCUUUAUAAUAAUUUCAUUUUUGACAUGGGUUGAUCAGUUCGGUAUAGGCCUAUCAAUAUUGAGUAUUAUUUCAUAUUUCAUGGACAUAAAUUUCCGCAGGACAUCCCAACAGUAUAGUACCUGAAGUCCUAAAAGUCUAAGUAUAAUUAAUUCUAUUCUAGCGCCUAUCGGUAUCCAAUGAUAUAUAGUUAUAGGUAUAUAAUUAUUUAUAAUAGAAUAGUCAUAGUAUAAAUUAAUAAAUCAAGCAUAAUUUGUGGUGUGAAAAUAUAGACAUAGAAAAAUCGACUGUUCAUCUUUCUAUGUGGUUACUAUAAGUAUAAGUGAUAUACGUUUGAAACCAACUAUUUCCUGUAUACUCCCAAGAUGUGCUCAAGGCAUUCUUUGUUGUUUGCCUUUGAGUGUGUCGGAGUUACUGUUGCAUUCCAGGUGAAAUUUCCACAUGUCACGCGUGACAAAGGCUAGUCAGCCGUUUGACCUUUGCCCCACUGACCUACUUUAAAAACUUCUAUUUCUAUCACUUUUAUUUUGUAUUUUUAUGGGAUAUACACUGUACACACUAAUACAAGAUAGGAAGCUAGAACGCUAAGGUACAACAGCUUAGUGCAUAUCAAUUAACUAUCCUGGAUGUCCAUACUUUACUAGAAUUUCUGAUCUAAGAUAACUUUAUAACAACCAUAACUAGGCAAAGCCUAAAUAAACUAAUAUAAUGUGUUUUUUUAAAUUUUAACUUCUAAUACUUUUACUUUUAAAAAUAGGGUCAGGGUGGAAAAAAGUGAAGACCUAUCCCCAACAGACUACAUACUCCUAAAUUUCUUUAAAGACUUUUAAUAUUUUUUUAACUGCCUUUGUUUAACUUAAAAAUAAGGCGCAAUGAAACUCUUUUCCCCCCAUCCCCCCACCCCACAUUAUUAGGCUGUUGUUUUUCCGCCGCAACUAAACACAUGACCAGAACAUCAACAUCCGCACUAAUCGCUGUUCCUGGGUCUUUAAAGAUCAGGUCAGUUGGACAAUAACCGACGGCAUGUUAAUCUAUGUGGGACCACAGUCACACACACUGACACUGCGCCCCUCACCUUGAAUUGUAUAGAUUGCAAGCGACACGAACUGUGGUGAUCUGGCCUAAGCUGGCUCAUUAACCGUCUGAAUUCUGAAUACGUGACUUUGGUUGGUGACGUAUUUGGCUGCUGUCCUGAAUAUUAAUAGGCCUAAAUGUAUCGGGCUGAAUAGUUGUUUUUUUUUUUGUUUUUUUUUGUCAGGCCGAAGCCUUCUUUUUCUGAUCAUAGCUAUUGUAUAUUGUCUUUUGAGAUAUUUCGUUCUUAGCAUUUUGCCAAAAAUUGAUUAAUCUGACGUAAUACUAAUAUAAUUAUAAAUUCAGAGUAAUUUACUCUGGUAGCUUGUACACACCCAUGUUUAUUGGCAAUUGUGUACUGAAAUGUAGAGGAUUGUAUGAAUAGCUCUGAUUAAUGCAGAACACACACACAUAUAUAUAUAUAUAUAUAUAUAUAUAUAUAUAUAUAGUUGCAGGGCACUUUUCCUUGCAUUAUUGCCCUAUAAAUCAUGAAGGCUACACACACUCGAGGCUGUAGGGCACAUUCAAUGUUAAAUGGAUGUGCUGAUGACAGAUGUUCACACAAAAAAUCUAAGAUUAUUGAUUGGAGUUAACUGUUGUGUUGGAUUCCCAUUAUUUUCCCCUGUUAACUUCUGUUUUAUGAUUUGUCACUUGUGUUGGAUGCAGCUGUUCUGUUAGUCUUUGCAUAGAUUGAAAUAAAAAAAUUUAACUACCCUUUCAAAGCCAGGCAUACUUUUCAAAUUUUUUUCCUUGUAUGCUCCACUCCCUUUCUUUGAUAUAAUUUCUAACAAAGAAACAGUUAAACAAAAAACCUGCCUGUACUUCAGGGGCCUCUAUCCCACCCUGAGUGGUAUAACACCCCCACCCCCAAUCUGACCUUGGACUUUGGUAAAUUUUGCAAUUUUCAGCAAAUUAAAAUUGUUAUAUCUUGUGAUUAUUCAAAAAAUGAAUUUUAGUAGGCCUAUAGUCUAGUUUUUUUUUUUUUUUGGUUUCAAUUUUUAAAAUUUGUUGAAGCAGGGUGGGUGUGUGUGCGCUGUUGUUCUCUACUUCUCUAUGAAAGGGGUAGAGUUCAAGUCCCAGCUGAAGCCAGAUAACAAAGACUUCUUAUUCCUCAUAACAUAAAUCUCCCCACCACCAUUAAAGNCCCCUUUUUUUUUUUUUUCCUUUGUAGGCACCUGCUGUACAGCAUUAUCAACCUUAUGACUUCAAGUGAAAGCAAGAGGUGAAGGGAGGAGUAAAAUUGUGUUAAUAAAAUCAGUACUCAGGCUUAUCCCCAAGUUGUCCAAAUAGGGUUCCUUCUAACAGAGCAGGCCAACAGUGUUAUCAGAUCCUGAGAAUAGCAUCAAGCCAUUGGGGCUGUUGGUUCAGAGAUAGGGCUGAGAUUUGAACUUGUCUCUGUCUGAUAAGCUAUAAUUAUUCACUUAAGUCUAGUGAACUUGACUUUUAUGAACUGCGCUGAACUUGACCCAGUUUCAGUAUCUGCAGGGUUUUGUAAUGUAGGCUUUUGUAAUACAUCAGUGAUGAGUCUCUUGUUUUUGUAUAAACAUUUCUUAACAUCUUUAAUGCGAUGUUUUUAGAAUUAUUUGAAACUUGUUUUAUUAGCUUGGGGGGGGGGGGGGGGGGAGUGUCAUGGAUAACAGUAAUUGACUAUUUUCAUCCCAAAUUUUGGGGAACAUUAUUUGACAAUCCUUACAUUAAAAAAUAUUAAGACAAAUUUUAAAUUUACUUUCACUUUACUCAGUUUGAAAAAAAAUAGUAAAUAACAAUCAAGAGAAAUUAGUUUUUUGGGUCCUAAUUUGGUAGGGGUGUGUGUGCGUGAAAAAUUUUUUUAACAUUCAUGUCUCUACAAUUUUUUAAAAAAUGCCCUUCUCUAAAGUAAAAGAACGCUUCUAUCUGCAAGAAUGUUUUACUGCAGCAGUUAUUGCAUAUCUUAACGAAGCAGAUGAUGCUCAUUUUAAAAGUAAAUUAUUUUGCUAUCUUCGAAUCCUAAAGUCUGUCCAAUGUGUCUGAUGUAGUCUAGCCAAAGUUGACAAAAAUUAGCAAAGCCGAUAUUUCAAAUGAUUUCCAUCUUUUUUUUUUCCUCUUUUUUUUUUUUCCAACAGGUGCUGGCCCAUGCACAGAAAGAAAUGCUGGACCACCAGGACACAGGUGUCAGUGUUAUGGGUAGGUCGGCAACGUCUUAAUAUCUCAAUACAGUUGUGUUAUGAGGCUCCUUUGCCGUAUUUGUUGAAAUCAUUGUGAUAGUUAUAUGUGCUAUAUCUCCUACAUGCAGUUUUCCCAUUUUGCAUUUCCCUCUUGUUAUAAAAAAAUACGCACGUUAAAAAUAUUCUGCUGGGGCCCCUUGUUCAGUUGAUUUUAUGACUCUUGUCUAACAUGCACAGCUGUGCAAGGGCUGGCAAUAAUACAUUUCAGAAUGACGUCUUUGUCACUAACUAGCCAAUAAAACAUUACAAUGAUACUUGUGUUUUUUUUCUUUCUGGAAAGGGGAGGGGGCACAGUCUAACAAUGGCCAGCGGUAUUGCUUGGGAUUAUUUAUAUCAGGCUGAGAACAAUUUGAUGCACUUAUCAUUCCAAAAUACUUAUUUUAGCUGGCUGGUAGAAUUAUGGUCUUUGUAACGGCUAUUCUUAUGUUUGAUAUUUUAAGAUAAUCACUUCUGAUUUCAUUUUUCAGAAAUGAGCCACAGAUCAUCAGAAUUCAGCAAAAUACUCAACUCUGCAGAACAUAAACUCAGGGAUUUAUUGUGAGUGACUAUUUCCAGAAUUUAAGCGAUGGUCAUAGCUUUUUUCUUUGUUUUACACUCUAGUUGAUAGUUUUGAGAUUGGAAAUUUAAAAAGAAAAAUUCUGCAACCAUUGUCUAGUUCCCCGUGGUUCACAAUUUUAAGAGUAAUCCAGCAUUUGGGCAGUGUUUAACUAAUUCAUCUGUUAUCUUCUUCAGAGCCAUACCACAGAACUACAAAAUUCUAUUUCUUCAAGGUGGAGGCACUGGUCAGUUCUCAGCUGUUCCACUUAAUCUUUUGCCUUUGAAACCCAGUAAGUGACAUAAUCUUUUGAAUCUUAAGUAUGCUGCAGCCAGUCUGACAGUUGAAUGUUGUAGUUGUUUGCAUCCUAAAAAAGUUGUAAAAAUCUGUUUAAAAAAAAACUUGUUCUUGUUUAAGAACUUUGGUUCCAAAGUUGGCACAAUUCCUUGUGUCAGUUGGGGUUGGUUCCAAAGUUGGCACAAUUCCUUGUGUCAGUUGGGGUUGGUUCCAAUGUUGGCACAAUUCCUUGUGCCAGUCGAGGUUGGUUCCAAAGUUUGCACAAUUCCUUGUGUCAGUUGGGGUUCCAAUCAAACUGGUUUUGUUAUCUUAUUGUAAUUACAAAGUAUUAUUGGCUAGCAAAAGGGGAAAAGGGAUCAACUGACACAUUCAUUUACUAAUCAUACCCGGUUUGUAGGUGUUACUUUAAAAAAAACAACCCAUAAUUUUGCAUGAAAUUGUUAAUCCUUAUUAAUUAUACCUGUGUAUAAGAUUAGCAUGCCAUGUGUGACAGAGGCAUCAGCGCUUGGAAGUGUUAAGCAAAGUGCAACUUUCUCUUACCUCUACAUUGUCGUCUGCAUUGUGUUUCAGACUUGGAGAUAGUAAAAAAUAAAUGUAACUUUUUCAAAAGCCAUCUUAUAAUUAAAUCCACAGGUCUCUCAGCUGAUUACCUAGUGACAGGCUCUUGGUCAGCCAAGGCAGCCCAGGAGGCUGAGAAAUACGGAACAGUCAAUCUCGUGGUGCCCAAAACAAAGAAAUACACAUGUAAGUCUUGUGGAAUAACUCCUCUUAAAAACAAUAAUAUUUUGCAUGUGUUUAACUAAGGAAGGAUGUUCUGUUACUAAUUUUAGCUGUGAAAUUUCCUUAAUAAAGUGCAUGUCAAAAGAUAAAUCGUUUUACACUAAAUUUAUUCACAGCAAUUCCAGACCCAUCCACGUGGAAACUCAACCCAGAGGCUUCAUAUUUCUAUUACUGUGCUAAUGAAACAAUUGAUGGUAAGAAAGUGAACCUGCCUUUUUAACUGCAAGUUCGGUAAACAAAUUUUAAAAAAAAUAAAAUAAUCAGGAAAAAAAACAACAACACAACUACAUCAAUAACUCUUAAAUUUUGUUACAGGAGUCGAGUUCCAGUAUAUUCCAGAGAUCAACGGUGUUCCUAUUGUCUGUGAUAUGUCUUCCAAUAUGUUAACACGUCAUUUAGACAUAAACAAGGUCUGUACACAUUUCUGUGUCAAUGCUUGCAUUAUAAUAUACAAAAUUAUUUUAUUUUGGUGUAACAAGAAGAAAAACCAGUGACUGUUAUAUAAAUCGGUUUAAAGUUUUCAAAAGUUUCUUUAGCUCAAAUUGAUGGCAAGGAUACUCAAAGAAUGGAACAUUUUACUAUUCUAGUCAUGCGUAGCGAAACCAAACCAUUUUUCGGAAACUGUACAGGCAUUUUUAUUGGAGAUGGCUUUCAAAAUGUCAUCAACCUCACUUCAAAGAAAUCAGACAUAUAGUCAAUGUUAAACAAACCACCAAAGAUGUAAAAGACACAUGGAGCAUUUUUAUACAGAACCUUUGACGGAGUAGAAACUUGAUAAUGCAGACAACUCUUAACAGAAGCAGUUGACAGACUGCUGAAUAGCCAACUACAUUAUAUACAUAUCUGGGUUUUUGUUCACAGAUUCUAGACUCCCCAACUAUAUUCAGUCUUAUAGUGCUGAAAGAAAUUUAUACCUUGAUAUUGUUGGAUUUAUUUUAAUUAAUUUUUUUACAGAGAUCAAUAAUAUUUGUCUAUUCAAAAUUUCAGUUUGGCCUUAUAUUUGCUGGUGCUCAGAAAAAUAUCGGCUGUGCUGGAGUCACCCUAGUCAUCAUUCGUGAAGAUCUGAUCGGGCUUGCCAUGAAAAUCUGCCCUGUGAUAUUUGACUACCAGAUUCAAGCUGGCAACAACUCUCUGUACAAUACACCACCAACUUAUGGGUGAGUAAUCUCAAUUUAACGUUUUUGUGUCAGGACAAAAAUAUUUUGUUCAGUAUUUUAACAUUGUGUACUGAUAUUUUCCUUGAUCCUCCCUCACCUAUUCUCAGUAAAUCUAUUUGAAGCUUAAGCUUAUUUGGUAGGUUAUCUUUUAAAAAAAAAAGAAUAAAGUUACAAGCAAUCUCAAGAAAUGACCCCCUUGAGAACAAUAUGAGACAUACUUUUUUGUUGUUAUUUUCUUUUCUGGAACUGAUAAUCCUAUUACCUUGAAAGUCAAUUUAAUAUUUGAUGUAGGGAAAAGGUUAAGAAAAAAAUACUGCAGUCAUCGUUUCCUAAUUUGCAAAUUCCCAAAAAUUUUGUUCCUGUUAAUAUCUAAUAGAAGUUUUUAAAAACUUUUAAGAGAUUUCGAUAAACUUGGUUUAUGAAGAAUGUAAUCUGUUUUUGUAUUCUCUUCAGUAUCUACAUCAUGGGCCUUGUCUUCAACUGGAUUGACGAGGAAGGUGGCGUCAAGAAGAUGGAGGAAAACUCUAUUAAAAAAUCCAAUUUAGUUUAUAAUCUUAUUGACAGCUCUGAAGGCUUUUACCAGUAAGUUUUGACCAUUGAAUUUUAUGACAUCAUUCUUCCAAAUUUUAAGUUGACUUCAGUGCUAUAGUUAUGAAAUUGCUGUCAGUACUUCAAUGUUGAAGUUGUUUAUAGUGGAAAUAUUGUAUUUUUUACACAAAUGAUAAAUUUGUAUAGUGUAUUAUGUUUUUAAAUUGUUUCAUCCCCAUUUCUACGCUUUAAUGGUGGUAAUCUACAUAUUAUGUACACACUAGAAAGGGACGGGUGAGCUUUGCAUGCAUAUGCAUAUGGGCAGAGAAGGGUUUAUUUUUUUAAAAAAUUAAUAGAAUCUUUACGCCUUAAGUUUAAGAGACUUUUGAAUCCUUGAUAGUUAACUGUGACCAAAAAAAAUCGACAAUUUUCAAGUUUUUCCAUUAGACUUGGACUGUUCUAUCAGAAUGGAGAUACCCAUAAGGAUUUUUUCCCUUAACAUGUUUUCAUUUCUUUCAGCUGUCCGUUAGACAAAGACUGUCGUAGCAGAAUGAACUUACCCAUUAGGAUAGGAUCUCUACAGGGCCAUGAAACAUUAGAGAAGCAGUUUUCGGAAGAGGCAACCAAGACUGGAUAUUUGCAGCUUAAAGGACACAGGUAGUUCCUGCCCUUUUACUCCACUAAUUUAUUGCGUGUAAAAAUGAUAGAAUGGUGCUGUGUUUUUGAAGAUGGUAUAAUGUGCAUACAAUGGGGAGUCCUUGUACCCUCACCCCGAUAAUCUACACUCCACCGAACUGUACUUUAAGAACUUACACCUGCUCCAGGGCUUUUUAGUUCAUAUGAACUUAUUUCAGAAAUAAAAGCUAUACCGGUAAUUCUUGUAAGCCAACUUCAAAUGAGAUCAGCAUCAUUUGGAUCAACAAAAUUUAGUCUUUGGCAAAUCUUGGAUUUUAAUAAAAAAAAAAUUUUUUCGUUAUAUAAUAUAAAAAAUAAAAAAAAAGAAACAUUUAUUCCAUUCCCAUUUUUAGUUUGCGAACAAAUAUUUUUUGUGCCAAUACUAUGUUCAUCAAUCAUAGCAACACUGACCUUUUAUUUAAAAAUAAUUUAAAAAUGAAAAGAUUAUUAUUUUCAGCUUAAGUCAUAGAACUCUCAGUGUUGAACUUGCUCCUAUUGUGCUCUGCUAUCUAUCUUCCAGGUCAGUUGGUGGUAUCAGGGUAUCCUUGUACAACGCAGUCACAGUUGAGGAAACGGAGCACUUGGUAGGGUUCAUGACAGCUUUCAUGGAGAGGAACAGACACGUGCUGACAUCAUAACACUCUGAACCUUACAAACAAUUUGUAAAUAGACCCUUUUUUUGUGUGCUGCCACGGCUUCGUUCAUUUUUAACCUUUCUAUUUGGGAUCGGAAAGACGCAUUACAUCAAUCACCUGAGACUUGGAAAUUUCAAACUGCAGUGUCUCUAUUAUCUGUGGAAUGUUCAAGCUGUCACAAUUGGUGUUUAACACAGGUUCAUUUGGGUCACAUUUUUCAGUGCCAAAGUAAAUGUGUUGGUCAAUUCAUUUAUUGCUGCAGUCAUUUGGACACAUGUAAAUAUAAACUUAAAAUUUGAUUGCUGGGAUGGGAAAUGGCCCUGAAUCAUAAACCAAAGCUUGAUCUGUGCUAAAUGUUAAAUAAAUGUGCAACACCUGUGUCUGUCAAUGUAAUAUCAUUUUUUAAAAUUGAAAUUUUCAAGGGGGACCAAUCAUGCUUUCAGUCAGAAAUGCUUAGAAAGACCUAUUAGUCCAUUUGAUGUAAAAGUUUUUGUACAUGGGAGAGCUUAGGGGACAUUGCAUCUAUUUUGUCCCUUUUUAAACUUAUUUUGACCCAAAAGAAAAUGUUAUGAAUAAAUCUUCAUUACCCGGUAACCAUCAUUUGCUGGUUUUUUUAAUAUUUACUUUCUGUUGACCUCUUAUUUUUCUGUCUGUUUUGUUUGGGAGUCACAGAGAAGGUACAGAGCUGAAAUUAGAUACACAUUUUGAAGUCUAAAGAAGGAAUUUAAGCCAAGGUUUGUCAUUCAUGUAGCUACCAAGUUAUUAGUAACCUUAAUAUGCAGUUUAAAAAAUAUUCCAUGAUGUCAAGUGGAAAAAAACUGUCCAUGUGCACAGAAUCAGUAAUUAAUUUUGAUCUGAUGAAAAAAAAAUAAAGAAAAAAAAUAAUGUACUUGAAAGAUUGUUCUUGGCUGAUGGGUAUGAAAUAAGGGUUCUGUACUUAAAGAACUAGUAGUGCUGCACAACUUUGCAUACCAGAUUUUAUUAUUUUGUCAUGUCAUUUAAAAUUUGGGAUACUAGUAGUGAAAAUUGCAACCAUUUAAAAAAAAAAAGAAAAAUUGGCUGUACUCAUGUGCAGCCCUACUGGGAGUUUUGGCGUGUGUCUUUCUGUCACUAAGGAAGUAGAUCCCCAAUAUGAGUCGCAGAAGCCAACCAAAACAGAGAUCCAGUUGUUCCACUUUCCUUUAACUCAGGUUAGCUGAGCAAACAUGCUCUUUAGCCUAUGGGCACAGGCAGAAAUUCCAAUUCUAGCAAUGAAAAUGCGCAGGCUUUAAACAAACUAAAAAAAGGUUACAGUGUUUCACAAUAAAUUUUUUGUGCACAUAAAAUGAAGAAGAACACAGAAAAGCCAUAUUUCCCUCGGUCAUGGUUUUAUUUAGUUGUAUAGCAUGCAGAAAAGUAAGAAAUGGAAAAGUUUUUUUUUGUUUCAUUGUUCAGUAAUAUGUGAGCAUCAAUAGAGGAGACAGACCAUUAGCAGCCAACAUAAGACGUGGAAUAUUGAAGAGAUUAUAUACAAUGUGUUGGUCGCGUAUCACUUGCACACCUACAUGAAAUAAUCAAUUAUAAGUGAUAGAUAAAUUUAAGGGGAUCAAUUUUUGUUUCAACAUUUUAUAGAAUGUAAAGGUGUCAGUGGUCCAAAUAUGAAUCAGUGGUGAACACCCCUUCCCUGAAAACCCAAAUUAUCAUAACUGGAUUCUUUGUAAAAGGGGGUGAAAAUCAAGGGAAAACUGUGAGGUAUUUAAAAUUUAUAUGCUGCAGCUACAAUGUCCAAAGUAUCUAAUCGAUCAUAUGCCAGUGGGGCCCUGGCAAGCCUUCAAGUCUGUAUCUGCUGAUGAGUAACAAGUAAAUGUGGAAACAUUAUUUUUUAAUUGAUGGACUACGAUAGUGUUUCUUCUGAGCUGUCUGUUUAAAGAGAGACAAACUUGACAGAAUUUGGGAACCACUGGGGUGCACUUACUUCUACAUAUAAUAAUGCGCUGGAACAUUGACUUGACACUUGUCCACAUAUUGGACUGUAUUUAUCAUACAUAUCUAAGUAUGUCCUAAUUAAUUAACCAAUAAUAAAUGUUCCCUUCACAACUUGCUAUGUAGGUUUACUGCUUAUUACUAAUAAUAAUAAAUAUGACAUAUGCACAGUGAUUGAUAUGUUACAUUGGUAAGAAAUUAAAUACUAUCGAUUCAAAAAACACACCUACUUAGGUUGUUUCAAAGUAAUUAAUGGCACAUGUACUGGUACAAUCAAUUUUGAGGGGCAAAAAAAUGUAGCAGAAUGCACAGGCCAAAUUUCUGAUUAGAAAAAAAAAAAAAAUUUAAAUAAAAUUCAACCUCUUACAAAAACUGAUUCCGUUGUAAAAAUUCUAGUAGUAGGCCUACUUACUUGCAGCAUAAAAAUAUUUUUUAAUCAUCAUAAUUGGAUAAUAGAGUUAAAACCGGGACAAAUUUAAUACUCUUGAUGAUUUUUAAAAAAAACUAACAUUCGUGGUAAUUUAUUAAAAUUAAAUUUUAAAUUAAAAUUAUUAAAAACUAAAUGUAUUUCAGAUUUUAUGUUUGUCAUAUGUGCAACUGGUUUAAUUUAUUAUAUUUUUUUCAUUUUC